CCGAUCAUUAUGGGUGAUUAUGGGCAUGAAAGGUGCGCCAGAUGCGCUAAUUGCAACUUAAUUGUAAAUCAAUUUUAGAUGUUUUAGACUAAAAGAAAGAAAAUACGUAGUGACAGUAGAAAAAAUGGAAUAAGGGUUGAAAGAAAUUGAAGAUUCAACAUGUUCGGCGAAUGGAGAGUAUUUUUAUUGCUGCUUUGGAAAAAUUUUGUUGUUCGAAGGAGACAUUGGAUAGUCAGUUCCUUGCUGCAAAUUGGAAUUCCUUUACUUAUAGUUGGACUGAUACAAUUUUCUAGAGACAAUAUUGCUAAAAAUUCCUAUAGAUACCCCGACAUUGGUGGAAGCGAUCAGAAUAUUAAAGACCAAUAUUAUCCAGUAAAGACAAAAGAUGAUUUGCUUUUUCAAUAUAAAUAUUCAAGACCUCGUUAUUUAUAUUAUGCACCAAAAAAUAGUUUCACUGAAAAUUUAAUGAACCUCACUGCCAGCUGUUUAUCUUUUCCGACCUAUCCUACAUCAGAGCUACAAGGAUUUAAUUCAGAAAAAGAAUUACUACUUAAAUAUGCAGCUUUGUCAAUUAAUGAUACGUUCAUAAGUGCCCAAGGAAUUAUUUUUAAAAACUUGCAAAAUGAUCCAAAAGAAGUAAAACAUCUUCACUAUAAAAUACGACCGGAAUAUAUUAGCUCAGGAUAUGAUCCUUUGAGUACUUAUCGGAAUAUCGUACCGGAGCAAAUAUGUCUUGAUCAGUCAUUUCUGCAAAUAAAAAUGAAUCAACUCCUGAAAACCAAUAUUUCAGUGCAACAAAUGCCUUCACCAGGUCAUAAAGAUGAGAAAGAGGACAGAUUUUUUUAUAUUAAAAUGAUGUAUGCAAUUGCUGCAGUCGCGGCAUUUUCAAUUCAACUUAAUGUGGAAACAACUUAUCCGGCAAAUGAAAAAUCUUUGGGAGUUAAUGUUUUAAUGGCAAUGAACGGAGUGAAAAAUUAUCAAAAUUUAUUAAGUUGGCUAAUUAGUGGACUAUUAUUUAGUACACUUUACAUUAUUCCUCGUGUUAUAUUUCUCUGCGUAUGUUUUGUCUCCGACUGUCAACCAUUUUUGCAUUAUGGAAAUGCAAUUUUAGUGGCCCUUAUGCAUUUUCUCAAUUUAAUCCAUAUUUUAUGCUUUGGCUAUCAUAUUUCUUCGUAUUUUUCAAAAUCAAUUCUGAGAGCAUUGGCAAAAAAUUUCUUUUAUUAUGGAACAUAUGGCCUUCAAAUAUAUCUUACGUACCAAAAAAAUUUCACUCCAAUACCGUAUAUGGGAAUAUUGUUUCCAAAUGUGAUUUUGUUUCGACUCUACGAGGAAAUUUAUGUUUAUGAGAAAAAAUUGGAAGGACUGAAUUGGAGUAAUAUGUUUUUGGUUGGUGAUAUUAAUUAUCCUGCCGCUGGAAGCGUAGGAGUUAUGUUGAUAUUUUCCAUUCUUGGCUCAGUUAUUAACUUUUUCCUUGCUUUGUAUGUUUCUGCAAUUUUCCCUGGAAAAUACGGCGUUGCAAAACAUCCACUUUUCUUUUUAAAGUUUUUCACAUUGAAAAAAUAUUCUUCUACGGUGAAAAUUGACAAUGUAAAUUAUAAUGAGCAAAAUACACUUUUCGAGCCAGUUUCAAAAGAUGUUUAUGUUUCUGGAAUUCAAAUUCGCAACUUGAAGAAAACAUAUAUCACAAAUUGGAUUAGUCAAUCUAAAAAACACGCUCUUAAUGGAAUAUCCAUUGAUUUUUAUGAAGGUGAAAUAACAACUUUACUCGGUCAUAAUGGAGCGGGGAAAACAACAAUGAUGUCAAUUCUAACAGGUUUAUUAAGUCCGACUGAGGGAACAGUUUUCAUAGGUGGAAAAAAUAUCGAUAAAGAGAUGAAUAAAAUUGUCACUGAUUUAGGAUUAUGUCCACAGGAAGAUAUUCUCUUUCCUGACUUGAAUGUCUUUGAACAAUUGCAAUUUUUCUGUAUGUUGAAGAAUAAAAACAAGUCGAAGACUCAGAUAAAACUUGAAGUUGAUAGUCUACUGCAGAGAUUGAAGAUUUUUGACAAGAGAAAUGAAUUGCCUCCCAAACUUUCGGGCGGACAAAAGAGAAGAGUUUGUCUUGGAAUGUCGAUAAUUGGUGAUGCUUCGACGUUAAUUUUGGAUGAACCGACAUCAGGAAUGGAUCCCGAGUCAAGAAGAGAAGUUUGGGAUAUCUUAUUGAAAAUGAGAGGAGAGAAAACGAUUUUGAUAAGCACGCACAAUAUGGAAGAGGCGGAUAUUCUUGGCGAUAGAACUGCUAUAAUUGAAUUGGGAAAAUUAAAAAGCUUUGGCACACCUUUGUUCCUGAAAAAAUAUUACGGCGAAGGCAACAUGGAAAUAACAUUAUCUACCGAAGAAGUAUGCGACAUUGAUGGGAUAAAAAAUCAACUACCGGAAGAGAGUCGAUUAAUUAAUUCCGAUGCUGGGAAAAUGGUUUUCAGUGUUCCUUUCACUGAUCGAUUACCCGAAGAUUUGGACAGAAUUGAAGAAGAAAAAGAGGAUCUUGGAGUUAAUGGAAUCAGUGUUUCGCUUAUAACUUUGGAACAAGUUUUCCUUCGGGCGACAAAAGAAGACAAUGAUGAUAUAGAUGACAACAAUUUUUGUAUAGAAAAAAUUGACAAUGUUAAAGGAUUUCAGCGUUUUUGGCAAUCAUUCAUUGCACUUAUUCUGAAAAAAUGUACAUUCGUGAGGAAAAAUUUAAUCACACAUUUCUUCAUGAUUAUCAUUCCCGUCAUCAGUAUUUUCGCACUUGGAGCAACAUUCACUGAUUUUGACGAUAUAGAGGAAGUCUCUUUCCGACUUGAUAAGCAUAACAAUCCCCAAGUGUUCUACUCUUCGAAUGAUAACGAUUAUGGACAAAAAUAUAAGAUGAUAAUUGAAAAUUUGGACGGGGUAGCAACCAGUAUAACUGGCAACAUCAGCGAAGCGAUGAUGAAGUUUGGCAAAGAAGAUUACACGACAUAUCGUAAUAAUUUAAUUGGCGGAGCAGAAUUCAAUAUUGAUAAUUCAAUGGACAAAAAAGUGAAUGUUUUAUAUUCAGAACAUAUGGAAUUCAGUGUACCAAUAGCAGUUAAUUUAGCUUCCAAUACAAUUCUCAAAAAAUUAGCUGGAAAUGAGUAUCAAAUUGAUGUAUCAAGACAAAAACUUCCAUUUGGAAAGUCAUUCCUUUAUAAUAAAUAUACCGAUUUAGUUCUUAAUUAUGUCAGAGCAUUUUUGCUGGUUUUAUGUCUGUCGCCGACUUUUGCACUCUACGUGAUUCAACCAUUAAAAGAAUCAAUCGCAGGAUUAAAGGAACUUCAAAGAAUGACCGGAGUAACGAGCUAUUUGUAUUGGGGAAGUUUUUAUCUAUUUGAUCUUCUUUUCUUCUUAAUCACAAUUGUUAUUUACAUGAUUGGACUUUACAUACUGGAUUUCGAUCGCGAUCUACAAUUGUUUCACGGAACCGAAUUCAGUAUAAUGUUUCUCUUACUGAUGUUAUUCGCUCUGAAUAUGUUGCCGUUUGUUUAUAUGUUUAGUUUUUGGAAAAAGAAAACGAACAUUAUUGUAAGCGUUUUGACACUUUUGCCUGGAUUAUUGAUUACAUUAGAAGGAAUAAUUUAUAUAAUUAUGUUAUCAAUUAAUAACUCUGUCAAAGCUGCAGAGCAACGAUUGAUUGAGAAAAAGUUUUUUAUGCUUAUACCAUCAGUAAGCUUCUUUUAUGGACAGCAUUCCUUUUUCGAGACUGCGAAACGAAAUGCUGAUUGUCGAAAAAUUCCAAAAUUCUUGUUAGACAAUGUAUGUUCAUCUCCUGAAGGACACGAGUGUUGUGAUCUCAACUGUACGGGAGGACAGUGUGAAAAAUAUUUCGAAUUUUUCAGCAAUUUCAAAAAUUCUGACAGCUUAGAAGAAAGUAUAUUGUACUUGUGUUUGACUCCGUUUAUUUAUAUCAUAAUUAUUGGCAUAUUGGAACAUAAAUUAAUUCCAAGAUUAUUUAUAAAGAUCAAAAACAUAGUCCCAACUGGAGCACCUCAGAGAGUAGACGAUCAAGUAAAAUCGGAGAAGAUUUUUGUCGCUUCUGAGAUCAAUAAAUUCAGUAAGCAUGAAGAGUCUGUAGAAUCGCAAAAAAGUCAUUCUAGAAAUAAUUGGGUUGCAAAGAAGAGCGACGAUAAUAAUUCAAUUUAUUUGGCUUACGAAUUGAGUAAAUACUACGGAAGUCUUGCUGCGGUGAAGGAAAUUAGUUUCAGUGUGAAGAAGAAAGAAUGUUUUGGAUUAUUGGGUGUUAAUGGCGCAGGAAAAAGUACAACAUUUCGAUUACUCACUGGAGAAGAGUUUCCGAAUACUGGUAUUAUGUAUUUGAAUGGAAAAGAAAUUUCCAAAAACAGACAAGAGUAUUUGAAACAAAUGGGAUACUGUCCGCAAAAUUCUGCUCUACUUAAAUCGCUAAAUUCUAAAGAUCAUCUAAAAUUAUUUGCAUUACUUCGAGGCGUACCAAGAGAUCAAGUAAAAAGUGAAGUUGACAAAUGGAUAAAAAGAUUGAAAUUGAAUCUUUGCGCAAAUCAACCCAGCGGAACUUAUAGCGGUGGAAAUAAGCGUCGAUUAAGUAUCGCAAUUGCUUUAAUUGGAAAUCCUAAUCUUGUUUUAAUGGACGAACCAACAACGGGAGUUGAUCCUGCAGCGCGAAGAUACAUGUGGCACGUGAUUAAAUCCUGUCAAUUAGAUGGACAAUCAAUUAUUCUCACUUCACACAGCAUGGAAGAGUGUGAAGCUCUUUGCAAUCGUCUGGUAAUAAUGGUGAACGGUCACUUUGUUUGCAUCGGUCCAAGUGAACAAUUGAAACAGAAAUUCGGAGCUGGUUUCGAUAUUAAUAUAAAAUUGAAUCCUGAAAGGACCAAUGAGGACGUGCUAAAUAUCAAGAGGGAUAUUGAGAAAUCUUUGGAGUGUGAACAUCGAGAUGAACACGUUGGCUACUUAACAUAUCAUAUUACCAACUCGAGAACAAAAUGGAAAAAAAUGUACAGCGUGAUGCAACAUUUGAAAGAAAAGUACAAUUGUAUUGAAGAUUUUUCAAUACUUUCCGCUACACUAGAGCAAUUAUUUUUGCAAUUUGCCAGAGCUGAUUCUAAACCAUUGCCAGUUCCAGUGUAAAUGGUUGCGUGUGAUUUAGAAUUAUUUUCUUUAUUUAUUAACUAAAGAAUAACUAUUUUUAAAAGUCAGAAAA
Molecule: messenger RNA, 5218 nt
Organism: Leptopilina heterotoma
Lineage: Eukaryota; Metazoa; Arthropoda; Insecta; Hymenoptera; Figitidae
Product: ATP-binding cassette sub-family A member 2-like
Exons: 25
Coding region: 160-5145 (1661 amino acids)
Biological process (GO): lipid transport; transmembrane transport
Cellular component (GO): intracellular membrane-bounded organelle; membrane
Molecular function (GO): ATP hydrolysis activity; ATP binding; lipid carrier activity
Source: RefSeq, a predicted model, not a curated record